Sodiomyces alkalinus F11 is the source of this 2030-nucleotide messenger RNA. RefSeq lists its product as hypothetical. Gene Ontology annotation, cellular component: Rpd3L complex; nucleus; Rpd3L-Expanded complex. Gene Ontology annotation, biological process: regulation of DNA-templated transcription. NCBI's taxonomy places the organism in Eukaryota, Fungi, Ascomycota, Sordariomycetes, Glomerellales, Plectosphaerellaceae. The record is from RefSeq and is a predicted model, not a curated record. The coding region runs from base 1 to 1752 and encodes 583 amino acids. The transcript has 5 exons.
AUGGGGGGCCGGAAAACGGGCACUCAACAAGUCGACGAGGCAACGAGAUCCAUUCCGACUCGUCGAUGUCUCCGGACUUCGUUAAGUUACCUACUCUGGGGCCACGGCAUUCAUCUUUCUCAAGGGAAGGCCGUGAUACCUCCCGCCAAGGUCAGACGAGUCCAGGGCAAACCACAUAAUCAGGGGGAGGCAAUACCGGAGAGUAAAGCAACACAGCAGAGAGCAGAGCGACGCAUAUACAUCCUUGCGUGCAGGUCAUCCCAUCCCCUUGCUACCAACUCUCCUCGCUCGCUGUCCUUGUCUGGCUGGCUAUCAUCACCUCACGCAAGCCUCUUCGUCUUCGCCUGCCCAGCUAUUGCAUCUGCUUUCCGCGUGGGAUUUUGUGGGGCGUGUUUCUGGCUCAUUAACACCAUGCCUAGAGACGAUCUUUCCAUCGACUUUGUCAGAAGGAUGCCACAGGUCGAAGCACUGGAUCCUGCUAUCAUCCUCGACGACUGGAUGAACCGGGUCCAGAACUUUCCCGAGGAGAUCCGUUUUAUCCAGGAAGAAAUCGCCGACAAGGAUAGGCAGUACCAAGAGUGCAUCAAGGUCAUAGAGGAUCGCGACGGCAAGAUCCAGAAAUGGAUCAAGGCGAACGGCAGUCAUGAGACGAACCCACGGGAGGAGGGCAUGCGGGCCGUGAUACGCGAACACUAUGCACGCGCAGACCGCUUGGCCGGCGAGAAGAUCACCCUGACGCAGAGGCUACAAGCCACCAUGGAUAAGCACCUACGGAAUCUAGACCAGCACAUUAAACUGCUCUACGAUCGUGCCGAGCCUGGCUUCAACGACCCAGACAAAUGCCCCUCCCUUCUCCGACCCAGUGCUGCCAACCACUCUGGGCCGUCGGUUCGCUCCGUCAACCCGGCCAGUCACCUGUCAGGAACCACUAUCAAUGCAACCGCCACUCCAGGACCCGCCGUUCACUCGGUCGGCCCUGCGACUGCCCGGGCAACUAACCCUCAGGUCCGAAACGCCCAAUCCCAACAACAGUACCCCGCCUCGGCCCCGACGAGCCCCGCGGCCAGCAUGAUCCUCAAUCGUCAGACGCGAGAGAGCUCAGCCGGUCCGGGCAGUGGUGUCCCGAAACGAGGCCCCCGGUCCAACUCAGGCCUGGGCAGCGUCCCGGCCGCCUCAAGCGGCCUGGCAAGGCACUCAUCGCUAGGACCUGGCACGCCGAAGGGCGCUGGCGCGAACGGAGUUAAUGGCGCGGUGCGUGCGGGGAGCGCCGGGCCUCGUUCGUCCUCGCAGAAAGCAUCGGGAGCGUCCGGAGCGGGCAGAAAGGGAACCCCUACUGGUGCCGGUCGUAAGAGGGCCGGAGCCGCUGGAAGCAAGUCCUCCCUCUCACGAGUCAAGAAAUCCGGGAGCAGAAAGUCGCCCGCGUCAACGGCGGACAGCGAGCUAUCAGAAGCGGAAAGCGGGAGCGUGGACGAAGGUGAGGAGAGCCGGCUGGACCGGGCAAGCGGCACGCCGGCACGAGACGCGAAGGACGCGGGCGCGGACGAGACCAUGGCCGAUGUGGACGAUGACGAGGCGGGCGACGAUAAAAAGUAUUGCAUGUGCCAGAACGUCAGUUUCGGCGACAUGGUGGCGUGCGACAACGAUGACUGCCCUUAUGAAUGGUUUCACUGGUCGUGUGUCGGCCUCAAGAGCGAGCCUAACGGCACAUGGUACUGUCCCGUCUGCACCGAGAAGAUGCAGAAGAAGAAAUAGCUCAAGGGGUUUGGCCCCCGUUUCUCGUGCCGCGCGCCCCUGCCACGGUGGCGGGGAAUGAAGGGGAGGAAGAAGGAUGGUUUAAAAGAUAUCAUGCAUUCUUGUUCUUAUUACCCUUCAGGCUACAUACGCGCACGUUCGUCACGAGUCACGACAGGAGUGUCAACUAAUACACGAUGGCAUUUGUGUAAUAAGAUACUUAGGAGCUGGACAGUCGGGUAACCACCUCUUAUUGUAGAUGCGAACAGUGAUAGAGCCCACCUGUAUCGUCGUCGAGC